This is a messenger RNA of Stylonychia lemnae, 2508 nucleotides long. The record is from the annotation of a GenBank genome assembly. Lineage: Eukaryota; Ciliophora; Spirotrichea; Sporadotrichida; Oxytrichidae.
AUGGAGCGGCUACAGUAGUAAAAUUUCUAUCAGACCCAGAGAAUCCUUUAGUAGUUCAAAAAAAUUUAGGAUAAUGUGACUUCUCAUGCUGAUGCUGUGGUAGCUUCAUAUGUUGCGAAUAACUCACUUGCUUUGUAAAAGUAGAACGAGUAAAAGUCAUCAAUUACCAUAAACUCUAUAUUUGAAAAUGACAAUAAAGACUUGACCUUCGAUAGCAAAGACUUCUUAUAAGAUAAUUACUAAGCCAAUGAUAUAAACUACAAUAAAAAGCAGAGCUAAAUAAGUAUGAAUGGGAUUCCUUCUCAGAACAUCAAUACAGUAAAUAAAUAAGAAUUUAAAGGUAUUUUAAAUGAAAAGGAAGGGAUUUUACAAAAUAUUAAUGACUUUACUCUACAAAAUAUUAUCAAGGAGGAUGUGUUCAACUUCUAGCCUAGUGAGAUCGAAAUCAAUGAAGGCUCUAAUAACUAUUCUUAAGACAUAAUGAAAAUCAAUCUGAAUCAUAUGAACCUAUUCUGGACAGAGACAGCCAUCACAGGUGUGAGGAUGAUUAGCAAGAUUCAUUAACUUUAGAUGACUAGAAUUUUUUCAAUAAGCCUAACUCAUCCCGCUUUAAUAAACUUUACUCAGAUCAUUGAUUCUAUCGACCGAAAGAAGUUGUUAUAGGAAAUGGCUGAUAUCGAAGAUCCCUCUAAGAUCAUAAUUAUGAUGUCUAGAGGUCUUUUAAACCUUCUAAACCUGGCUAAUAAUGGCAGAUUUUCUGAUAAGGUCUCAUGGCCUGAGAUUAGGAACGAAUUCAGAGUGAAUAAUGUUUAGCUUAUCAAGCAGAUGCGCUUAUUCGAAAGAAUAGCCAGACUUAAGAGAUUUAGUGAGCAUUAAACUAAAGUUUUGAAUGACCAGUAUUUAAAUUCGAUUGAGAUAUCACUCGCACUUAAGUCCACAAAGAGACAUUUUGCCUUUGAUGUUAUAACAUACUUACAGCAAGGAGUUCAUUACAUGGGAUUAAUUAUCGAUAAGAAAAUUUAGUAGUUAACUAAUCCAAUGGAUUACCAGACUAAUUCUUAGAAUAGGCAAAAACUCAAAUAAAAAUAAGAAGCCAAAUCAAAGGAAACUGACGAUAAUAGACAUUCGAGAGCAUUUUAAAUUCUGCGUAGAAAGCAAACAGAUCAUUCAUUGAAUCCUGCUGACAAAGAUAAGUUAUUACCAUUUGGUAAUAUUAAAAACAGAUUUGAAGCUAAAAGGAACUUAUCACCAUUCUAAACCACUAGAAAUCUGAUAAGCAACACUAGAUUGCAAAAAGGUGGGAAUACCCAAUCCUUCAUUUAGCAAUAAGAGAAAUCUAAAGCUGAAGAUAUAGGGGAGACAAGUGUUAUGAAUAUCCAAAAUGGUUCAAAUCACUUCAAGAAUAAAAAAGAUAGUUGCAAGUAUAUAACAUAAGUACUGCAAGAAAAAGACAAAGAGCAAUCUCAGAAAAGAUCCAGAAGUUAUUUAUCUAGCAUUUCUCAUAAUAGAACUCUAACUCCUUAGUUUAAACUCAGUGAUAAUAGUCUUUCUAUCAGCUCAAAUUAAGGAUAGAAGAGAUAAAAGCGAAAAAAUCAAAUGAGUGUCCAUCUCAAUAAAUCAAACCAUUUUAGCAAGACUUUAAAGAAUAAUUCUUGUUGGGAUGAUAACUAAAUGGAUGAACCAUAGCUAGAUGGAUAUCCUUUGCAAUAGUAAGUUGUUUUUACAGACGAGAAUUUGCUUGAAUAGCAUGAGAAUCACUUAGUCAAUGCAGAAUUUCUAAAGACAUAGUCUAGAAUAUCAAUGCCUGACAAAGAUCUGAAAUAAAGUGUGAUUUCUUAAAGAGAAAAGUUAGCUGAUUAGCUUAAGUCGAUUCAAUAAUAAAUAUUGAAAAGACCAAGAUCUAUAGAAAGGAAAUACCAAAAAACUUAUCACUAAAAUUUUAAAACCUCUGCACUAGGAUAAAACUAUUCAAGUAUCUAGCCAAUUGGAAAAUCAAAUAUAAAUGCUAAUGCUAAUCCAAGCAUUAAUACAUAGCAAGUAAAACCAAAUUAAAAGCCUUAAAGCGCAAAUAAAAACCAACUUCCAUCUACUAUUUAGCAACCAUAUUAAAGCCUUCUUUAGCCUGUUCUAACGAAGUCCAGAGAAGCUAAUAAGCCUUAGAUUAAUCAAAAUUCAUCUACUUAACAAUAAUAGCAAUCUGCAUCUCAUCAAGAUAUUCAAUAAAGAACUAUGAUAACAUAGAUUAUUAACAAGGAAAAUGAUUCAUAGAAAAGUAAAGGCUAUACUACUGCUAAAAAGAAAGAUUUACCUUCAUGGACUUAAAACCAGGUAUUAAAAGAGAAGUAAAAACUGGAAUAGACAAUUAAAAAUAUCACUAGAAAUACCAAUUAGUAAUAAUAGUACAGAACCACGCAGAAUAUUUCAGGGGUUAGCAUGCAAUAUGAGCAGACAUCAAGAGCAAGCGUUCUGUAGCAAAGUACCUAAGAAAACCUAAUAAAAAAGUAAUGA